AAAAAAAUGCAAACUAAGGACAACUAACAAAUAAGAAAGGUGAAUGUGCUUACUAACCGGUUUAACCGGUUUCCCACGCUGGGGAGAGGCUGCGUUCAAGGGCGCGCGCUAGAGCACUAAGGAGUGUUGACCACAGCAGUUGACUGACCCUUUGUAAUACUGUUGAGUACUGUAGCAAGCGUCUUGACGUGAGAGACGCUCAUAGCCCCAACAAGCUGAAACAAGAAGCCGAAACUCCUGACCGGAGGGGCGGGUAUUGGAGCAGACUCUGGAAAAACAAAAAGCCACAAAAUGCCGGAGGAAGAUCAUUACGGAAAGCAUGGUGAACCCAGAAAAUAUGACCCCAACUUUAAAGGGCCAAUCCAAAACAGAGGCUGCACAGACAUUAUUUGCUGUAUUAUUUUUGUCGUGGCCAUACUUGGAUAUAUAGCUGUGGGAAUACUAGCAUGGUCUCAGGGUGACCCUAGGAAGGUUAUUUACCCCACAAACAGUAGAGGGGAAUUCUGUGGUCAAGUUGGAACUCCUCUGGAGAAGAAGCCCUACCUCUUCUACUUUAACAUCCUGAAGUGUGCGAGUCCUGUAGUCCUGCUAGAGUUCCAGUGCCCCACCACUCAGAUUUGUGUGGAGAAAUGCCCUGACAAAUCCAUGGCUCUAUUAAAAAUUGCAACCAAUGACCGGGCUUACUACAAAAGCUUCUGUACAGAAGACCCAGGCAACCUGAGUCCGACUGAGAUCCUGAAAAAGGGGAUUUGUCCUGCAGUGCUCAUCCCUAGCAAGCCAUUCACACGGAGGUGUUUCCCUGCUCUUGGAAAAAAGGGAAAUGAGGUCACUGUAGGAAACAGUACCAAUUUUCUGGACCCACAGGGCAAUCCUGUAAAGGCCAAUGACUUACUGCCAGCUGUAAAGAAUGCCACAAUACUUGCUGAAACUCGAAUGGUGGUGAUGAAGAUCUUUGAGGAUUUCACACAGUCAUGGUAUUGGAUAAUCCUUGGCCUGGUCAUAGCAACAAUCCUGAGUCUGAUCUUCAUUGUACUGCUGAGGUUCUUAGCUGGCAUCAUGGUCUGGGUUAUGAUCAUCAUGGUCAUCCUCGUCAUUGGAUAUGGUAUCCUCCACUGCAGCCUGGAGUAUGUUCAUCUAAAGAACACCCCUGGGGCCAACAUCACCCUCAAGGAGCUGGGCUUCCAGAUGGACUUGAAUGUGUACCUGCAUAUCAGACAGACCUGGUUAGCCUUCAUAAUCAUUCUGGCAAUAGUGGAGCUGAUCAUCAUCCUGCUCCUAAUCUUCCUCAGAAAGAGAAUCUUAAUCGCCAUUGCUCUGAUCAAAGAGGCCAGCAGGGCCAUCGGACAUGUGAUGUCAUCGUUGUUUUACCCUCUGUUAACCUUCUUGCUCCUAUCCAUAGUCAUUGCAUACUGGGCCAUCACAGCUAUCUUCCUCUCCACAUCCAAUGAGGCAGUGUACAAAGUCUUUAAUCAGGGUGAGUGUAUAUACGCAAGGAACAGCUGCAACCCCGAGAACUACACCACCUCUGAAAUGCAGAAACAGUGUCCAGAGUCACAGUGCCUUUUUGCGUUCUAUGGCGGUGAAUCUGCCUACCACAAGUACCUCAUCUUCCUACAGUUCUACAACGUCUUCCUCUUUUUCUGGUGUGCCAACUUCGUGACAGCCUUGGGUCAGAUGACCUUGGCCGGUGCAUUUGCUUCCUACUACUGGGCAUUCAACAAGUCCCGCGAUAUGCCUGCCUGCCCAGUGUUUGCCUCAUUUGGCAGAGCUCUCAGGUAUCACACCGGCUCUCUUGCAUUCGGUUCUCUCAUCUUGGCAAUCGUUCAGGUCAUCAGGGUUCUGCUGGAGUACCUGGACCACAAACUAAAAGUGGCCCAGAAUAAAUUUGCCAAGUUUCUUCUCUGCUGCCUCAAGUGCUGCUUCUGGUGCCUGGAGAAAUUCAUCAAGUUCAUCAACAGGAAUGCUUAUAUCAUGGUGGCCAUUUACGGUAAAAAUUUCUGCACUUCAGCCCGGGAUGCCUUCUUCCUAUUGAUGAGAAAUGUGAUCAGGGUUGCUGUCUUGGACAAGGUCACGGAUUUCUUGUUGUUUUUGGGGAAGCUGCUUAUUGUGGGCAUUGUAGGUGUCCUUUCCUUCUUCUUCUUCUCUGGAAGAACAAAAGGAGUGGAUGUUGUGCCCAAUUUGAAUUAUUACUGGGUGCCCAUUCUGACGAUUAUGGUGGGCUCCUACCUUAUUGCCCAUGGAUUCUUCAGUGUGUAUGCCAUGUGUGUUGACACACUCUUCCUUUGCUUCUGUGAGGAUCUGGAGCGCAACGACGGCUCUGCAGCUCGACCGUAUUACAUGUCGUCUACGCUGCACGAGAUCCUGUUCAAGGACACCGGGGAACCCGCUGUCAAUUCUCCAUUUUCACCCCAGGAGGAAAAGGUCCCGCUGAGAACACACAAGGCCUCCAUGGAACAAGACUAGCAUGCAGCCUCCAAAGAUUAGUCAUUCUGUCUGUUUCAUUGGCAACUCAGCACAUGUUCAGCUGAUGUCCUUAGAUUUGUAAAAAGCAUUGACUACCAUGGUGUAGAUUAUGUGUCAGUCACUUCAAUCUGUUGUUACUGUUAUAUAAUGUGUGAUUCAUUCAGUGACAGUAGUUCAUUGUUAUUUUAAAGAUUUAGAAAUUGGUGCAUUGAUUGAAAUUUUUUUUUUUAAGCAAAGCUGCUUACAAGUGAGACAGAAUACAACAGUUAAUGCUUAAGGGUCUCACAUGGACCCCACAGUGGUGAUAUGUGUCUUGAGCAGUGAAUGUCUUUGGGAAUUCUUACAUUCCCAAAAACCUUAUUAUAGGCAGAUGUGGAAGCAUGUUGCCAUAUAGCUUGUGUAUACUUGUGUUUUGUAAAAGAAUAUCUGAAUAUUUAGUCGGCACCAUUAUCUCGUACCUACAUCUUUCACGGAAGGUACGACACCUUGCUAAUAAACUUACUGUAUCUAAAGAACGCAGGGAGUAACUGCAGUGUACUUCAGUAUAAAAUAUACAAGUAGUAAAGGUUGCAGCGUAAUAUACAAAUGUUCCAUUGAAACUCUUGGGAUUUGUUACUCAGUAGUCAUGUCCAUUUAUCAGAAGCACUUUACACAGAGGAAGAAUGUUUGUCCGAAACGUCCUGUUCUCUGCAGCCAUUUUUUUUUUCCACUGAUGCACUCACCUGCCACUUUGAUAGGAACAGAUAUUAGCCCUGCUCAUUCAUGUAAUUAAUUCAAUCAGCUGCUUCAGUGGCAGCAGUGCAGUGCAUAUAAUCUCUGGCACUAACAUCCAUGCCGUUGUUGGUAAAUCAGUUUUUUUUUUUCCCCCCAAUUCUGAUGUUCGUUGUGAACAUUAAGUGUAGCUUGUGGCCAUGUUUGGAUGCACUGCUAUCUGGAUAAUUGGCCAGAUGUUCCUAAUAAAAUGAUUGUUGAGUAUAUACAGAACUGUGCAAAAAUCAGACACAUGCAAAGAAAACCUGUUCUCUUAAGUACACUGCCAAGCAGUUUUAUAAGGUAAUUGGUUUCUAGGUUUUUUCAAACAUCUGGGAGAACUUCCCUCAGCACUUUUCUAGACUUUUACCGUCUUACUACUUUUACUUUCUGCAACUAAUGUCAGACCCCUUGUUGUAAAUCUGAAAUAUAGCCUCUUAUUUGAUUAAAAAAAAAAAAAAAAAAGAUGCAUAGA
Molecule: messenger RNA, 3688 nt
Organism: Hemibagrus wyckioides
Lineage: Eukaryota; Metazoa; Chordata; Actinopteri; Siluriformes; Bagridae
Product: choline transporter-like protein 2
Exons: 22
Coding region: 292-2463 (723 amino acids)
Biological process (GO): choline transport; transmembrane transport
Cellular component (GO): membrane
Molecular function (GO): choline transmembrane transporter activity
Source: RefSeq, a predicted model, not a curated record